This is a messenger RNA of Ctenocephalides felis (cat flea), 906 nucleotides long. Its product is annotated as protein rolling stone-like. Gene Ontology annotation, cellular component: membrane. The coding region runs from base 1 to 906 and encodes 301 amino acids. NCBI's taxonomy places the organism in Eukaryota, Metazoa, Arthropoda, Insecta, Siphonaptera, Pulicidae. The transcript has 6 exons. The record is from RefSeq and is a predicted model, not a curated record.
AUGCCAACUAAAAAGAAGGAUAAAUUGAGAUGGCAGCGCAGCGCAAAAACCUCCUUGUAUUUUUUACUCUACCGAUUGUUGCACGUCUUAGGCUGCUUCUUCAUGCUGAUCAUCUCUCUAGGAAAUAUUGGCAGGGAUACAAAGCCUUUGCAUUACCAUUUAAAAUAUCCAUGUUAUUUAACUCAUUGGGGAAUUGUCUUAUGUGAUAUUCAGUCUGUUUUGGCACUAAUUCUCGUCGGCCGCCGUUUGCAUCUGGAUCGGCAAUUUGGAAAUAAUGCUGCUGAUCGUCAUUUACAAAAUCCAGUUAAAAUGAACUGCUUGACCAAGACAUAUUGGCUUACAAAUACUUUGGCGACAGUCUCAUCAAUUAUUAUAACAUGUUGCUAUUGGAGUUUGAUUUUUGAUGCAAAUCGAUGUAGAGCAAAGAAACUCGCAGAAUUGCUGUACAUAAAUUUACAUCCUGAUCUUACGGCUGAUCUGCUGGAUCCGCGCCUAGAAGAAACUACUUGCGAAGAUGACAGUCUAGAUUUUAUAACAGUUACAAUUCAUAUAUUCAAUUUUAUAUUGAUGAUGAUUGAUUUCAUCGUGGUGGCACAUCCCUUCCGCUUCCUUCAUAUAUUUUGGUCGAUGUUGAUGGCCGCUGUAUAUGAAUUGUUUAGUUGGGUUUACUUCAUGGCAGGAGGAACAGGAAGGGAACUCCUACCAUUUCUUUAUCCGACUUUGGACUGGAGGAAGCCAUUUAUAUCUCUUGGAUAUUGUGCUGUCGGAAUAUUGACCUAUGCCAUGGUACACAUCCUUGUAUUCUUCAUGUCGUGGACAAAAAGAAAACUGUACAUUAAAAUUGUACAACCACCAUCACCAAAUCCUAUACAAUCUUCGUUGCUGUCCAUAAAUGCCAUGAUUUGA